This is a messenger RNA of Lethenteron reissneri (Far Eastern brook lamprey), 7707 nucleotides long. Its product is annotated as zinc finger CCCH domain-containing protein 7A-like. Lineage: Eukaryota; Metazoa; Chordata; Hyperoartia; Petromyzontiformes; Petromyzontidae. Gene Ontology annotation, molecular function: metal ion binding; protein binding; miRNA binding. The record is from RefSeq and is a predicted model, not a curated record. Gene Ontology annotation, biological process: miRNA processing.
CCCCCCUUGCCUGGAGGCCUCUGCCCGGGAAGCGCCGCCUGCCUCCCGCAGCCGAGCCGUGCCCACACCGCUGGGAGCACGCGCGCCUCGGACUCAGUUGCCCCUCCCGAGUGUCCACACCCCUCUUCCCCUCCCCCCCCUUGCACUGACUGCUGCUUCUCGCUACUGUUCUGGGGCUCACUCGGGCGUGAUUCGUUCGGGCUCACAAGUGCCGUGGCCAGCAGCUGUGAAGUCGAGUGGCCCUCGUUUCUCUCGGUCGCAAGGCGGCACAAUCAAAGGGCAAAGUCAAGUUUUGCACAGACUGUCUUGGACACCUCGAUGUGAAGAUGUCCAGCAAGACGCUUGACAAGGCGACGCGAAGCAAGCUCAUUGAGGAGGGCCUCCGGUUCCUCCAAUCACCGCAGCCUUUUGACGGCUCGGACAGUGAAUAUGAGGGGUUCCUGCGCAAGCUUGUGUCGUGCCUGUGGGCGGACGGGGACGAGUUGUACCGCGCGGGCGACGCGGCCACGGCGCAGCGGCAGUACGGGGAGGCGCUGGACGUGGUGGAGUACAUGGAGAAGGAGGGCCUCCACUGCCCCAACUUCGUGAACGAGCGUCUGCACGUCAACCGCGCCGCCUGCCACCUGCGCCACAAUGACUUCGGCAAGGCCCUGGAGGACUGCGCCCUGGCGCUGAAGCUGAACGAGAAGAACGCGCAGGCAUGCUACCACAGGGCGCGAGCGCUGCGCGCCAUGGGCAGCGUACGCGAGGCCUACGACUCCGUGGUCAUCUGCUCUAAGCUCAUGCCGCAGGAUCAGCAGGUCAUCGCGCUGAUGCAGGAGCUGGCACAGGCGUUGGGGCUGCGUCUGCGCAAGGCCUACAUAAGCCAGGCUUCUGGGGAGAGGCAGGCGAUAAAGAACGACAUUGAUGACGUCAUCUCAGAAGAUGAAAAUGUGCAGCCCAUUCCGGAAACGCGAAACGAAACCCCGGUGAGCAAAGCCACCCUGCCGAGCCAGCAGUGCAAUGGAAAAACCAACGCCAAACCGAUCGGCGGCGGCGGCGGCGUUGUCGGCGGUGGCGGCGGCGGUGGUGGCGGCGGCGGUAGCGGAGUUACCGGCGGCAGUGGUGGGGGGGGCAGCAAGGCAGCCACCGCCCCCGCCAAAACCAAGGGCCACAAGGGAGGCAGCGGAGGCAAGGGGGCGCCGGGUGGCUUGGCGCCGCCGCCGCCACCACUCCCGCCGCAUCAAGCCGGGCCGGGGCUCGCGGUCGUCACGCCUGCCCAGACACGGCCUGCCAGCAAGGUGGGCCCCACGCGUAAUUUCACCACCACCGCCGCCACCAGCGCCGCUGCCGCCAGCGCCGCCGCCACCGCCAGCGGCGUGCGCGUCAGGGAGGCCCCCAAGCCAGUAUCGGUGCUUCCCGCUGCUGGGAAGAGCGGCGCUCCUACCAAGCCUGAACUCGUGCCGUUGAGGCCCGGCGACGUCGCGGAGAAGCCACCCAAUGCGGCCGAGCCGGCCAAGGAGACCCCGCCGGGCCUGGUGAACGGCUAUGGGGGCGGGGGUGGUGUGGGGGUCGGGGACAAUAAGCUGCUUCCUCUCGCUGUGGCUGAGAGCGCGACCUUCAACACCGCGGAGGAUGAGAUCAUCGGAGAGGACUUGGACGAGCUGCUGGACAUGGUGUCUGAGGAGUUCUCUAUGCAGGGCCUACAGUCGCAUUCCAUGCAGUUUCCUGCGGGCCUUCAGAACUCCCUGCCCACGCCUCCUCAGGGUCUGUCGAUGCCUCAUGAAAUGCAGCUUCAUCAAGGCCUACAGAUUCCCCAGGGACUUCAACAAGGCCUGCACAUGGCCCACGGAAUGCACGUGCCCCUUCACGCGGGACUGCAUAUCGCUCUCCAGCAGGGCCUGCCCCACGGUCUACAAAUGCCCCCGACCAUGUUCUCGCAUUCCGGAAUGGCACAUGGUGGCGGGCCCAUGCUGCACCAGCAUCACCAGCAGUUUCACCAGCAGCAGCAGCACUUGCAGCUUCACCAGCAGUUUCACCAGCAGCAGCACCAGCAGCAGCAGCAGCAGCAACAGCAGAUGCCCCCCGGAUUCGCCGAGCGAGCAGCCACCUCCUGCAGGGGCCUCGACUCUUUGGAUGACGUGUCCACCGCCCUGCCUGUGCUGAGGGCCACCGGGGCCUUCAGCAGCGGCCCCAUCGCCUACGAUGGAGGUGCGGGCCGGCUCUAUCCUGAAGGAUGGCCCGGUCACAUCCUGCAGGAAGGGUUGGUGAAUGUGGUGGCGAAUAUGAACUCUGCCGACAUUGUGGCCGGUCUGGCGGGGUCCGGCUGGGCCGGCGUGCGCAUGGGCAACAACCCCCUGGCGGAGACGCACGACCUGAGGCAGGCGUGCGAUCAGUGCUUCUUCUCCUUAGCUGCGGUUUCCGAGAUCCACGAUUACAAGUAUUUUCCGGACCUGGAACACAAGUGUAAAAAGAACUUGUUGAUAGGGCGGCUUCGGAACUCAGAAGAUCCCUGCUUCAAAAUAAUAAGGCCCCGACCGCAGAUGAUAAACUAUAUCGGCUCAUACUGCAUAUGUCAAGACAUCACGGAGGGCAAGGCGUGCCGCUUCCCCGGGCACUGCCGGUUCGCGUACAGCCAGGAGGAGAUCGAUGUGUGGACGCUGGAGAGGAAGGGGCUGAUGCAGCGCGAGCUACUGUUCGCGCCCGUGUGCGGUACCGGCGGCUGGAGGGUCCGGUUGACGCUGCAGGGGAUUUUAGAGGAGCACCAUGGAAUAUUUCUCUUCCUAUGCGAGGAAUGUUUUGACAAUAAACCCCGGAUGUUGAGUAAAGAAAGUAAAGAAAACCCCAAGUAUUGCACCAACCAGAGCGUCAAACACAUCUUCGAUGAAACCAAGUGCCUGGUGCACGUGUUGCGAGGCACUAGCGUCCGCUACUCGAAGAUCCGCCCGCUCAACAAGCUGAGCCAGUUCGACAUUUGCCGGCACGAGAUCCGCUAUGGCUGCCUGCGCGAAGACAAAUGCAACUUCGCUCACAGCUUCGUGGAGCUCAAGGUCUGGGUGAUGCAGCAGCAGUCAGGGAUUUCCCACGAGGAGAUUGAGAUGGACUGUGCCAAGAUCGUGGCUCAGAGCAGCGGGGCACUCGCAGCUCCCACACACAAGAUAUCCAAGGUGGAGGUGAAGCGCUCUCAGAUGCCCUUCCGCAUGAAGUGUGUGUGCAGUCAGUGCUGGAGAAACGGGCAGGUGACCGAGCCUGAAGCUACGCUUAAGUACUGCAACUCCAAGGCUAGACACACCUGGUCCAAAGAGCGCAGGGUUCUUCUGGUCAUGUCACCGGAGCGCAAGAAAUGGACACAAAUCCGUCCCUUCCCAAAUCCUAAAAAUGUGCCUCUGCAGUUUGAUUUGUGUGCUCAUGUGGCCAAGGGUAAAAAGUGCACGUUUUUGGGGAACUGCACCUUUGCUCACAGCCAAGAAGAAAAGGAAGUCUGGACCUACAUGAGAGAGAGUAAUAUUAAGGAAACGGAGAAGCUGUAUGAAAUUUGGAUGGAAACGCACGGGCCCAAGGCAGCGGCUAAGGACACCACGGGCGGGACUCUGUCGGGCAUCAGUGGCCAGUGCUCGGAGCACAUCUCUCUGCCUACCGACUAUGCAGACAUCACGACCGGCUACCACUGCUGGCUGUGCGGCAAGAACUGUAACGGUGGGAAGCAGUGGCAGCAGCACAUCACGUCGGAGCGGCACCGCGACCGUGUCUUCCUGGACGAUGAUGGGCAGAAUUGGCAGCAUCGCUUCCCUGCUGGGGAGUUCUCUCUGUGCCCGUUGAUUGAGCACGGGAACAUUUGUCCCGAAGAGAGCGAGUGCAAGUACGCGCACGGUGCUGCCGAGCUCCAGGAGUGGAUCGAGCGACGGGAUUACCUCAAGUCCAAACUCGCCAAGGCCAUCAACGACAAGCUCAUUGAUGAACGGGGGGAUUUCGGAAAAUACAGCUUUCUAACAAAAUAAUAUUCGCUUGUAACCCCCCCCCCCCCCCCCCGUUAAAAUUGUUAAUGGAUAUCAUCUUAUUUCAUGCCAAUCAGUGAAAUGAUGACAAUAUUUACAGCUUAAUUGUAAUAUAAUAUUUAAUCUUGCUUUGCAUAGAGAAUGUAUUCAAAUGCAAGAUUAAACUGGGUGGUUGGGCUAAGAAAUAAUGAGAAAUGUAUUUGGUAAGAAAUCGCGUGGCAGAAUUACUUUGGCAGAAUACACAACGAUCCGUGUGUAUUUAUUUCCGUAUCAAGCCGUUUGAGAUAUAUACAAUUAUAGUUUCUUUGUUUAAUGUGUGAUUGCCAUUUUGCAUUAUGGACCUGGGAGGCUUAUCUCCACCGCACUUCACUCACGCUCUGGUUCCCGUCAGCUCGUGCCAUGUGUGCGCUGCUUGCCUGCGUGCGUGCGCCUGUUUUGGAGCAUGGUGCCAUGUCCCCACCAUAAUAUAAAGUUAUUUUUUGGGGGGGGGGUUAGAUCACGCAAGUAUAAAUGUGUCGUUAAACCCGCCACCACCACGUGACAGCUAAUUAGUGAGGUUUGUCACUUCCACAAUCUCUCCUUUAAAAAACCCUUUAUUUUGGACAAUAUUGGUCGCAAAAGCGAAUAUGCAUUUGCUUUCGUGGCUUGUUCAGGGCACCAAUUUAUUUUUUAUUUACGGUAUUUACGUCUUUUCCCCUCUUGCAGAAAAUAAAAGUUGAACUUGCUCACCAGCCCUAUAGGUUGCUGUGAACUGUGUGCGGUAGAUUAUUAGCCUUCGCACACACCGGCUUGCCACCUGACGCCUCGUUUCCAUGCCCACUCGGAGGUGUACCAGAAGCGGCCUGGCCUGCAGCAGUGAGCUUUGGGAAAGAAACUGGAUACCCCCCCCCCCCCCUCCGUGCUUGCCCAUCAACAGCCCAGGAGCAGCAGUAGUAGCCUCUCCGGACCUGCUGCGCUUCAGAAUCUGAAUUUAUACUGGAGGAGGAAUCCGAUGAGCUAUAAAGUUCUUUGUCACAGAUGUCCAACAACAAACAAUACACAAACACGAUAGGAGUGGAAGGUAUAGUAAAGGUAAGCAAAUCACUAAAAAAUACAAAUAAACAUUUGUUACCAAGUAAAGCCCACCAAGCUAUUUGCUUUUUCAGAAGUGACCUGGCCACAAAUGAUAGCUCAACGAAGUGGCGUAUCACGUAGACAUAGCCAAAUACUUAUUUGUGGCCAUGUCGCUUCUGAAAAAGAGCUAUGCAGCUCAGUGGGCCAUACCUGGUAAAAUAAAACGUUUUAUAGUUGAUCCAAACGAAAAACUCAUAUUUUUGGAAGAGAACAUUUGUUUUUUUGUAAUUCAUGGGGUGGUGGGGGAAGGUGGUGAAGCAAAGGGUGAUGGGAAUAUUAUGAGGUCGCACUCCUUACACACACACAGAGUGCUUGUCACAAGUAAACCACAAGACAUCUUGUCAAGGACCAUAAACCAUCACCCCAACUCCGGUCAUCCUCACAGUAGUGGCUUUUGGCUCACCAUUGAACAAAUAUGGUCACUGCAUGAUUUCAGAUGCGCUUCUACAGCCGUCUGGAACACUCUAUUUUACGAAAUUAGGAAGCCACUUGAGCUGUCCACUUUUAAAUCUAAAUUGAAAACUCAUUUCUUUUUAAAUCCUUUUUGUGUUUAGUUGGCCUUCCCCUGCACCGUGGAUGAGCACGGUUGGCUACGUACGGUGCGAAAGAAGUUCAACAUUCAUAGUCACCUGUGAUUAAACUGAUACUUAAGGGAGUUUAUCAUCUCAGUCCAGUCACCAAUGACUACACAUUUUUUAAAAUAAUGAAGCUUAUUCGAUGAGAAGUAAACAUUUGUAUUGAUAUAUUAUGAAUACUCGCAGGACAUGUAACAUACACCUCGAGUGUAUAUAAUGAUAUCUAUUGAAGGGAAUUGGAAGUCGUGUUGUGAUAUAACCACGUGGGGCCGUGCUCUGACAAGGUGGCCCUCGAUGGGAGCUGCUCACUGUGAGAGUUGUGAAUGGAACUUCCUUGGUCCCAUCAUGCCAAUAUUAGUCUAAAACAUGGGUUUAGUAGGCACUCAUUACACAAUCGUUUGAGUACAUGGCAGACAUAUCAUGCCAUUCUCGUUUUGACCAAAGCAUGUUUACUUUUUUGGUUGAUUGUAUUGUUUUUAAUUUCCAUAAUUUAGCCUUCAUGGUUAUUUUAAAGCUGGUAGAAUUGUUUAAUGUUUUUAUGGUUGUGCAUCUUUUAGGAGUUUUUCACGGUCUGUUUCUUUGGCUGUGUGCUUGGUUGUAAGCUGUGAUUAUGCAUCUUGAAGUUGAAUAUUGCAAUGGUGUGGAACUGUUGUCAUUCUUCAAUAGCUUUGGGUAGGAUUAAUUGACAGCAGUGUGAUCUAUUUACACGAAGUUGUGCUCAAAAUUAAUAUGAACUCAACAAAAGAUCAUGUGACCAACCUGACUGACUGGCUGUGUAGGUUGGAGGUGGGUGUACGACAUUUAAAGUUACGCGAUCUCACCCAAAAAGCCUCGCAUGAACAUGUACAAUACGUUUCUAAAGAAUCGGUGAUAUCUAUUGGAGGGACGCAACUUGAAAACAGCAGAAUAUUUAUAUACCUCGGGUAUUGAAAGUGCACCGCAGCCAAAAUUAUGAAAUAAAUAGGUGGAGGAGAGCUGACCUUGAUUUUGAAGCAACAUACCAAUGUGCCUAAAGAAGUAAGUGUUAACCAAUGCGUACUACCACGACAAGUAAGACAUGGGGUAGAAACAUAGACGUUAAAGAAAAUUAUAUGAAUAUCUGGAAAUUGUGCAAAGAAGCGCGUACAGACGAUACACAUGCGUGGAAUUACAUGGCAGAAUGAUGGGACACAUGGGAUCAGAGAACAUGACGUUUGAAGACAAUUAUAACGCAGAAAAGUGUCGCGAGGAGAGACCAUGGACAAUGGUCAAGAAUAAUUAGAGAGUACCAGCGAAGGGAGGGGGAUGAAUCACGUCCACCGUGGAGAUGGAGUGGUCAAUUCAGGACCGUGUGUCGGUGUUAGGCGGAUUGUGGGAGGUGGUGACGGCCUGGGGAGGACUGUAUAAACCCAAACAAAAAUCACACUUGUCAGAAACAAUGUUCAUGUUAUUUACUCUGAAUGCAUUAACGAGGAUAACGAGGCAAGGGUUAUCCCAACUGUGGUCGUCGUUAAAGACCCGUCCUGGUGAACUCUUAAGUAUUACAACACAUCAACAAGGCAAGGGCUGCUCCAACUAAUGUGCAUUAUACUAUGGUUACAGUUAACGCGUAGGUUUUUGUAGACACUAUGAUUGACGUGAUUGUUUCUUGGGUUAGGCCACGUAAUUAAAAGUAAUGAUUGUCACGCGAAACGAUUGUUAACUUGCCAAUUAAUUUGGAUAUGUCGGGUGGUGGAGGGCCGACCACACCGAUUGUGGCCUAAUCCAAACAUCAAUUAUGAAUGAUGCGAUUUAAUCUCUUGCAGUUAAAUUGGCAGAAUUCAGUGAAGCAAAACUAACAUGUGGAAAACCUGCCGUUUUAGGUAUUGAUUGUUUAGAAAGUUAAAAUGUAAACAUCUGUUCGGCCAGCAAACGGGGAAAUUGAUCGCCACCCUAUCCAGUGCCAGGGCUGCGAUGAGCUGUUUUCUAAGGUUGUCUGUCUUUUUUGGAAUGCGUUUGUUAAUCGUAAUAGAUGAUGCAUUUGUGUGAUAUGUAACAUUCACAAACAAUAAAACUUUUGGCUGAAA